Messenger RNA from Drosophila busckii, 1916 nucleotides. RefSeq names its product zinc finger protein 629. The transcript is spliced from 4 exons. The coding region runs from base 230 to 1870 and encodes 546 amino acids. The record is from RefSeq and is a predicted model, not a curated record. NCBI's taxonomy places the organism in Eukaryota, Metazoa, Arthropoda, Insecta, Diptera, Drosophilidae.
UACGACGCGAAUCGUGUAAGCAAGAGAGCGCGACCGAAAGAGAGGAAGAGAGAGAGGGAGCGGGGAGCAAGCUCCCCUUUGCCUGGCGCAUUCAAGUAAUCUUGAAAAUCCUUGUGCCUGAAGAAAAAUCAAGUUAACAAAAACGCACACGCAAUGGCUGCUUAGUUGGGUGCGCAAAGCGAAAGAGAGAGGGAGAGAGAGAGAGCGUAACAGAGUAAAGAGAUCGCACAUGGAGAGCUGCGCCGACUGCUGUCGCGACUGCAUCAGUUGCUGCGCUGCCGCUGCUAAUUGUUGUGAUGCCAAUUGUCAAUUAAUGCCAACAGCCAGCGAUAAUAUAAGCUAUGAAUACCAUGAGCCUGAGGAGAAUUUCGUAUCCAUUGAUGAUGCCAAAAUAAAGCAGCUGCUGCUACAAAUAGGCGAGCAGCAGCAGCAGCAGGAAGCGCUGCGACGCCAACAGCAGCAGCAGCAACAACAGCAGCAGCAACAAAUUAUAGAACUGUUGGAUGAAGAGGAAGAAACUGCGUCGGCGCCACAGCGUAUUGUGGCUGAGAUUUUGAUUAGCGACAGCGACAGUGACAGCGCUGCGGCAGAGCAGCCGCCGCCAGCUUCAAUUGCUGCGGUCAGCUGUGAAUUGCAAGCGGCAACGCAAAUAAUUGUUUUGCAAUCAGAUGAUGACGACGACGACAACGACGAUGAUGAGGAGGAGAAGGAGCAGCAGCAGCAGAGCGUGGGCGUGGCAAAGUCAGCUGCGCCGCAGCGAGCAGCAAUAUCCAAGCAGCUGACCAGACAAUAUACAAAGCGUGACGCACGCUGGUAUACAAAACGACGUGGGCGUCAGUUCCAUCAGUGCCAGGAGUGCGGCAAGAAGGUGCAGUCCAAUUACAAUCUGCGACGACAUAUGAUGAUACACACAGGCGAACGCCCUUUUCCCUGUGACUUAUGCGGCAGUCGCUUUCGUGAGUUCAGCGACUUGAAGAAGCAUCGGCGACGUCAUCUAAACGAUCCACAGUACUUGUGCAUGAUCUGUGGCACACAAGCGCCCAUGGAGCAUGACUCGACACGCUGCUCAGAGUGCGAGGGCAAGGAGCUGCUGAUAAAGUCUUCAGAAUCCGACGAAGAUAUGGAGCAGGAGCAGCAAGUGCCAGCAGAGCAAGCAGAGCAGCAGCAGCAGCAGCUGCCAACACAGCAUUUUCCAGCUACAUUACAUGUUACACUUGUGCCAUGUUUACCCAAACGCACGCCAGCAGCAGCGCCACCACCACCACCACCAGCUCCUAUUGUUACCAUUGCCGCCGCACGCUCGCCAGCGCCGCAAAGCUGCAGCAGCAGCAAUUCCUGCUCCUCGCUAAGCAACGAUGUAGCGCCCAAGCAGCGGCUGAGCAAAAGCUCACGCAGUCUACGCUGUUAUCCUUGUCCGCUCUGCCAGCGUCCCUUUGGCACGCGGCACAAUCUCAAGCGGCACUAUAUGAUACAUACGGGUGAGAAGCCCUACAGCUGCAGCAAAUGCCGCAAACCCUUUCGCGAGUACUCCACGCUGAAGAAGCAUAUGGUUACACAUAAGCGUGAGCGCUGGUAUAAAUGCCUUAAGUGUCCUGCGCAGUAUCAGGAUUAUUUGCAGUAUGUGGAGCACAAGUCCACACAUGGCUUGGAUGCGGCAGCUACAGCUGGCAAGCUGCGGCAGCGUCAACGCAGCUGCGAUAGCGAGGAUGGCGAUAGCUCUGUUGAGGAUUGGCUGGAGUGCUAUGAGUGCCAAAUGCGUUUUACCCAGCUGGAUGCUUAUACAGCGCAUCUAAAGCAACACGAUCUGCAGCUAUAUGGCAUUAGCGUAGAUGACUUAGAUGAUGAGGAUCAGGAUGUAGAUGUGGCUUAGCCUUAUACACUUAAUAUGCCAGUGAAAAACUUAAUUUAGUUUUUAU